GAGGUGUACCCGUGCCAGCCGUUCCGCUGCUGCUGGAGAGGGAAGAUUCAGGUCCACGCCUCCCAGAGCCUCCUCUGCACGAACAUCCUACACUUGCCCCCGCAAUUAAAGGGGAGGAACCGAAACCUGGAUGGGCUCAAGCAUCUCGCACAGAUCGCUUGAUGACCGCAGCCGUGGUAGGUGAGGACCGGGAGAGCCGACAUCCUCCGCCGCCUCCAGGUAAGAGGAGGAUAGCUGUUCCAGGACGGGCAAGCAGCGGCCUCGCUGUCCUUGCGUUUUAAACUGCAGCAGCGACUGGGAGUUCAACAAUGAAGCAAUGAUAUCUGAGAACAAAGGAGCUCUGGCCAACUAAAUGUCAGCACAUUUCAUGCGGCCGGGUGGAAACACCGCAGCAGACCCGAGUGUCGGCUGGCAGAGCGAGAAUGAGCUCUUCUGACCCCGCUCAUUUGAAGCAGCUCUAGUAUAGAUUAUUUAAACUUGAUGUGUGUCAAAUUCAAGAAAAAUGAGCGAGCCCCCCAGAUUCUUUGUUGGGACUGAAGAUGCAGAAAUCAACCCUGGAAACUAUCGUCGCUUCUUCCACCAUGCUGAUGAAGAGGAGGAAGAGGAAGAGGAGUCUCCACCAGAAAGGCAGAUUGUGGUUGGAAUAUGUUCCAUGGCAAAGAAAUCCAAAUCCAAACCCAUGAAGGAAAUUCUGGAACGGAUCUCCUUGUUUAAAUACAUCACAGUAGUAGUUUUUGAAGAGGAAGUUAUUUUGAAUGAACCCGUGGAAAACUGGCCUUUAUGUGAUUGUCUUAUUUCUUUCCAUUCUAAAGGAUUUCCACUGGACAAAGCAGUUGCCUAUGCAAAACUCAGGAAUCCAUUUGUAAUCAAUGACUUGAAUAUGCAGUAUCUCAUACAAGAUAGAAGAGACGUUUAUAGCAUUCUUCAAGCUGAAGGCAUCCUACUUCCCCGGUAUGCAAUUCUGAACCGUGACCCAAAUAACCCGAAAGAAUGCAACCUGAUUGAAGGAGAAGAUCAUGUAGAAGUGAAUGGGGAAGUUUUCCAAAAGCCAUUUGUAGAAAAGCCAGUCAGUGCAGAAGACCACAAUGUUUACAUUUAUUAUCCAACAUCCGCCGGAGGUGGAAGUCAGAGACUUUUCAGGAAGAUUGGCAGUAGAAGUAGUGUGUAUUCCCCAGAAAGCAACGUCCGAAAAACGGGGUCAUACAUAUAUGAAGAGUUCAUGCCUACAGAUGGUACUGAUGUUAAGGUUUAUACCGUGGGUCCAGACUAUGCACAUGCUGAAGCUCGGAAAUCUCCAGCUCUCGAUGGCAAGGUAGAACGAGACAGCGAGGGGAAGGAAGUAAGAUACCCCGUCAUUCUCAAUGCGCGCGAGAAGCUGAUUGCGUGGAAAGUCUGCCUUGCUUUCAAGCAAACAGUUUGUGGCUUUGAUUUGUUACGUGCCAAUGGACAGUCCUAUGUGUGUGAUGUCAAUGGCUUCAGUUUUGUGAAGAAUUCCAUGAAGUACUAUGAUGACUGUGCAAAAAUUCUUGGCAACAUUGUAAUGCGGGAGCUUGCACCGCAGUUUCAUAUCCCCUGGUCAAUACCGUUAGAAGCUGAAGAUAUUCCAAUUGUACCAACUACCUCUGGAACUAUGAUGGAGCUUCGAUGUGUCAUAGCUGUGAUACGACAUGGGGAUCGAACACCGAAACAGAAGAUGAAAAUGGAAGUGAGGCAUCAGAAGUUUUUUGAUCUUUUUGAAAAGUGUGAUGGAUAUAAAUCAGGGAAGUUGAAGCUCAAGAAGCCGAAACAGUUACAGGAAGUCCUGGAUAUUGCACGGCAGCUUCUCAUGGAGCUGGGGCAAAAUAAUGACUCUGAAAUCGAAGAAAACAAGUCAAAGCUUGAGCAGCUUAAAACUGUGUUAGAGAUGUAUGGUCAUUUUUCAGGAAUAAACCGCAAGGUCCAGUUGACCUAUCUCCCUCAUGGUUGUCCGAAAACGUCCAGUGAGGAGGAAGAUAACCGAAGAGAGGAGCCUUCCUUACUUUUGGUUCUAAAAUGGGGAGGAGAGCUGACCCCUGCUGGCAGGGUUCAGGCUGAAGAGCUGGGAAGAGCUUUUCGGUGCAUGUACCCUGGAGGUCAAGGAGAUUAUGCAGGAUUUCCUGGUUGUGGUUUACUCCGACUGCAUAGCACCUACAGACAUGACCUCAAAAUAUAUGCCUCUGAUGAAGGGCGGGUCCAGAUGACUGCGGCUGCUUUUGCAAAGGGUCUCUUGGCGCUAGAAGGGGAGCUUACCCCCAUUCUAGUUCAGAUGGUGAAAAGUGCGAAUAUGAACGGCCUUUUGGAUAGUGACAGUGACUCUUUGAGUAGCUGUCAGCAGCGUGUGAAAGCAAGGCUUCAUGAAAUACUUCAGAAAGACAGAGAUUUUACAGCCGAAGACUACGAGAAGCUUACUCCAUCUGGAAGUAUUUCUGUUAUCAAAUCAAUGCAUUUAAUUAAAAAUCCAGUGAAAACCUGUGACAAAGUGUAUUCCUUGAUUCAAAGUUUGACUUCCCAAAUCAGACAUCGGAUGGAAGACCCAAAAUCAGCUGAUAUUCAGCUUUACCAUAGUGAGACCCUGGAACUUAUGCUGCGUAGAUGGUCCAAGCUGGAGAAGGACUUUAAAACAAAGAACGGAAGAUACGAUAUUAGUAAGAUCCCCGACAUAUAUGACUGCAUCAAAUACGACGUUCAGCAUAACGGUUCCUUGAAAUUAGAAAACACAAUGGAACUAUAUAGGCUGUCAAAGGCAUUAGCAGAUAUUGUUAUCCCUCAGGAAUAUGGUAUAACUAAAGCUGAAAAACUGGAAAUUGCCAAAGGCUACUGCACUCCACUCGUUAGAAAAAUCCGGUCGGAUCUUCAGAGGACACAAGAUGAUGACACUGUUAAUAAACUCCAUCCUGUGUAUUCUAGAGGUGUCCUGUCUCCUGAACGGCACGUCCGCACCAGAUUAUAUUUUACCAGUGAGAGUCAUGUUCAUUCCUUACUGUCCAUUCUUCGCUAUGGCGCCUUAUGCGAUGACUCAAAGGACGAGCAGUGGAGACGAGCGAUGGACUACCUGAACGUCGUCAACGAGCUCAACUACAUGACACAGAUUGUCAUCAUGCUCUAUGAGGACCCUAACAAGGACCUUUCCUCAGAGGAGCGCUUUCAUGUUGAAUUACACUUUAGUCCUGGAGCCAAAGGCUGUGAAGAAGAUAAGAAUUUGCCAUCUGGCUAUGGUUAUAGGCCAGCUUCCAGGGAGAAUGAAGGCAGAAGGUCCCUUAGAUUCGAUGAUGACGAGCCUCAUACUUCUAAAAGAGAUGAAGUUGACCGGGCCGUGAUGUUGUUUAAACCAUUGGUGUCAGAGCCAAUUCAUAUACACAGGAAAUCACCACUUCCAAGGUCCAGGAAGAUAACUACCAGUGAGGAAGAGACCCCCCUGAGUGUGUCUAGCCCAGAGGGCACUGGCACCUGGCUGCAUUAUACCAGUGGUGUGGGUACUGGGCGUCGAAGACGCAGAUCAGGGGAACAAAUCACCUCUUCCCCUGUCUCCCCCAAAUCAUUGGCUUUCACAUCCAGUAUUUUUGGCUCAUGGCAACAGGUUGUAUCUGAAAAUGCCAACUACCUCCGGACCCCAAGAACGCUUGUGGAGCAGAAGCAGAACCCUACAGUAGACGCCACACGCGGGUCUGCUGUUAAAAGGUUUUCUAUCUCAUUUGCUCGACACCCAACCAAUGGCUUUGAGCUGUAUUCCAUGGUACCAUCCAUCUGUCCUCUAGAAACGCUUCACAAUGCCCUGUUUUUAAAGCAAGUGGAUGACUUUCUGGCUUCCGUUGCUUCUCCAUCGACUGAGGUUAUGCGAAAGGUCCCGGAAAUGGUCUCUAUGGCCACACGUGCCAGCCCAGGAAUGAGAAGGAAAAUUUCCUUAAAUACUUAUACACCUACGAAGAUCCUCCCCACACCGCCUGCUACGUUAAAGAGCACCAAAGCGAGCAGCAAAGCAGCAGCUGGCGGACCAUCUCUGGCAAUGGCUCCCCAUACCUCAUCUCGGAAGAAGAGCUUAAGUAGCAAAACUGAGGGGCACGAACCCAAGAAAAGCACUGGGAAGAAAAGAUGAGCACACACCAGAACCGGAAGUUCCCAUGUUAGAAAGGGACUUGUUGCUUAGCCAAGGAUGUCUAAGAAACCUUGACUGAAUCCAGUUGGAGCCAGCGGUUCAUGUUUUAUCAUGCUUUGCUUUAUACAUCUGUAUAUUUCUUUAAACACCUCGGAAGCUAGAGGACCUUCUGGUUUUAUCCAGGCAAGGAGCUUUGGCAGCAUCUAGAAAUGUUCAAAUAAUGUCUGUCCGCUUUGUGUAACAAAACUCAUGAAAACUGCUGUCACUGUCACUGUGAUGAUUCCCAUGUGCCUGUGGCAGAGACAAAGGACACAGAAAUCCGGCUGACUGGUACCAAAGUGCACUCUCUUCAGGUGCCUCUCUACACACCUGCAUUUCUACAGGAUUGCACUUAGUGAGAUUGGACAGACACGAUCACUCAUGUGUUGAUGACUUUUUUAAAAAGUACAUUUCCAAAGAGAUCUCAUUGACCAUUUACAUUAGAAUUUUUUUGUUAUUGUUACAGUAACAUAUGCUGCAAUAUUUAUUGACUGGAUUAUAUAGACCAUGAAUUAUUUUUUCAAUUUGUGCUUUGAAUUUUUUAUUGUGAAUUAUUUAGAAUAUUCAAAUGCAGGUGGGAGAACUAUACAUUUAUACACAUAAAUUUACAAGUUAAUCUGUAGAAAAUAUUUUCUUUAUACAUUUCUUUACCAUCAAGAAAAAAUUCUUGGUUCACAAGAAAAAUUUUUUUCUGUAUUAGCAAGAGAGGCAUUUUUAGAGUUGGUUUUUUUUUUUUUUUUAUGAACUAUAACUGCUAAAUUUGUAAAUCUUAAACUUGAUUUUCUGAGUUUUUCUUGAGACUUAUGGACUCAGGUCUAAAAUGGGAGUUCUGCUGUUAGUGUCAUCCAUGAUAUAUUUCUUGUGCUUUCAUUCUUAUGUCCAGUGUAUUUGUUGAUUUCACCAAGAAAACUCAAAAGAUAGAACAUUCGUCGUAGUGAGUAAAUGGUGUUUACAAAUGAUGAAGUUUGGAAAAAAGAUUGAAAUGACUAUUGUAAUUUCAUCUAACAUUUUAAAAAAGGACAUCAUUCUCCUUGGUGCUUUUUCUCCUUGAUGCACAAAUGAUUGCUUGAAACAUUUGAAAUUACUCACAAACUAAACAGCCUAAAUAAAAAUCUCAAACAUUGGAUAUGAUGUAACCUAAGGUAGUAAGCUGUAGCUUCAACCUUAUGUUUAGAAGAAGUACUAGACCCUUGUAUAGUUAUUGUAAUUCUUCAAAAGAGACUUAUAACCUUAAAUCAUCUUAUAUGAACUGACUUCUAGAGAAUAGGCAUAUUAUAUUAUCUUGGUUGUUUAAAAAGGGAUGAGAUACAGAAGUUCCAAAUAUAUACAAAUAAAUAAGUUCAUAUACUUCCCUUGAAUGUAAAUGGAUUAUAUGGUGAUAAAUCUUGUAAACAAUUGAAUGUAUGUACAUUUUCUUUAUGUGAAUAUGUGGUUAAUGUACUCAUUAUGGGGGAUGAGGAGACUUUUAUUUUUUAAGUGGAAUGAAUUAAAAUUCUUUUUAGAAUACGAA
Messenger RNA from Apodemus sylvaticus (European woodmouse), 5660 nucleotides. It is a transcript of the gene Ppip5k2, whose product is annotated as diphosphoinositol pentakisphosphate kinase 2. The record is from RefSeq and is a predicted model, not a curated record. Bases 503 to 4111 code for a protein of 1202 amino acids. The transcript is spliced from 30 exons. Gene Ontology annotation, biological process: inositol metabolic process; inositol phosphate biosynthetic process. Lineage: Eukaryota; Metazoa; Chordata; Mammalia; Rodentia; Muridae. Gene Ontology annotation, cellular component: cytosol. Gene Ontology annotation, molecular function: 5-diphosphoinositol pentakisphosphate 1-kinase activity; diphosphoinositol pentakisphosphate kinase activity; inositol hexakisphosphate kinase activity.